Messenger RNA from Schistocerca gregaria, 1747 nucleotides. Its product is annotated as histone RNA hairpin-binding protein-like. The coding region runs from base 88 to 1062 and encodes 324 amino acids. Gene Ontology annotation, molecular function: histone pre-mRNA stem-loop binding; mRNA binding. The transcript is spliced from 3 exons. Gene Ontology annotation, cellular component: cytoplasm; histone pre-mRNA 3'end processing complex. NCBI's taxonomy places the organism in Eukaryota, Metazoa, Arthropoda, Insecta, Orthoptera, Acrididae. The record is from RefSeq and is a predicted model, not a curated record. Gene Ontology annotation, biological process: mRNA transport; mRNA 3'-end processing by stem-loop binding and cleavage.
CUGUUUAUAUUUGUACGAGUCGCUUGCACGAUUUUCUAUUUAAUCGUUGGUUAGACUCAGUUUGGUUUUUAUGGGCUGGUACAUGCCAUGGGAGAACUAGUUGUGAAUUUUAAAAAUGCUUUUGAAUUACCUGUCUUGUUGCAAAAUGAACCUAAGAAUGAGCGUUCAGCUUCAAGAAAAAAAUACUUCCUAUCUCGGGAUUUCCUUUUCAGUUUUUCCCACUUGACCUUAAAAUCUGAUAAGCUGAAAAGGUUGGCAGCAUAUAUUGUGGCUACAGAUCGCGUAGCUACCAUGCGUGGGGGAUUAAAAGCAUACAUAUAUCCAGAGCCAUAUGCUCCAAGGUGGAGGGUUACAAAGCCUUGCCCAUUGAAGCCGAUAUCUGUAUCGCUACAAAAUGAUAAGACAAAGUGUAAAAGAGAACCUUUGACUCAUUUAGAUAACAACAGCAAUCGGAAUUCGUUUUUAGCCAAUUAUGAAGUCAUGCCAAGCCUAAUCAACAUCAAUGCAAAAGGCAUAUUGGCAUCUCUUAGUGAGAAAGAAAAUUUUAUUCGAGCAUGCGUGACCAAUCGUCUAAAGCCAAAGGAAAUAGUUUUGAAACGAACAGUAAGCAAUCAUUCUUCGAAAGUUGCUGACUGUGACGUUCCGAAGUCCAAACUUGAUCAUCCUAAAACCGCUGUAUGUUCAAGCAAAAAAGAGAUGACAGACACAAAUUUAUACACUGUAUCGGAUACCUCAGAGCUGGAGACAUCUUCCAGAAUUUCCGAGCAGUCUGAAGCGCGAGAAAAAUACAAGGUUCGAUGUAUUCCUAAUGGAAGUAAUAAUGGUUCGACUGCACCGCAGGUUUCUAGCAAAGAAAAUCGUCUACUUCAACGCGAGAAGCAAAUCAGAUAUGGCUACAACACUGAAGGCUACAAAAUUUAUAUAUCUAAGGUUCCAAAGUCCCAGCGCACUCACGAUAUGCCCCGUACUCCCAAUAAGUAUCAGCCAUGCAGUAAAAGAAGUUGGGAUGGACAAAUUCGGAAAUGGAGAAGAGAUCUCCACAAAUGGGAUGCAUUACUUUGAUUAUAGAGGGCAUAACACACACAUAGCGUAUACGUUCGCCAAUUUCGACAGCACACGUUUCUUCAUUAGGUGAAGAAAUGGAUUGUUAAUUAUAAAACAUGUAAAUACAUUAGAAUGCUGACAUUUUUCUUACUGAGAAACUUUUUCACCUUUUUACGUUUCCAUCUUUUUUAAGGUACUUGUAUCUACAAGACUGGGUUGACAGCUUACCUAGUUCAAACUUUUUUUCUGAAAGAAGAAGCAGAAAUUCUAACUUACUGUCACUCGGUAUAGAUAUGGCAGGUGUUUGGUGGAUUGUUUCUUGACAGUACACAAAAUUUGUUAUCCAUUUUUCAAAUUUACAAAAUUUAACACAAAUAACAUGUCUUUCGUUGCUGUUAUGCACCUUUUUUAAGCAGCGUGUCUUGAUUGUAUCAUCUUGAAGUGCUCGUUAGUCUUUGUUUCUUCGUAUUUUUUUUUCUGGAUUGCGCGUAGUGAAUGAAUGAUGACAAAAUGAUUUGAAGUUGCUGUUAACCAAAUUCAGGUUGAAUAUGCACAUUGUUCUGAAUAACUGAAAUGGUUAUUUAUCGAAGGAUUUUGAUUUGUUCAGGUGAUUUACCACUCUCUCCAUGAAAGGGCUUCAAAGUAGAAUCCCGUCGUGAAAUUAUGUUGAUUCUGUUUUGUAUUUAUAAUAUUCUUUUAUAGA